AACUUGUUCGCUUUCAGACGUGUAUUAUGCUGUUUGAUUAAAAUCAAAAGAGAAUAACCCAAGAUCUCCAAAUUUUUUUUACCUGAAUUGUUUUGAAAUAUUGAAAAACAUCUUCAUUGAAGAUACUGUACUGAAGUGUGCAGUCUGUUUAAUCUGCAUCUGAAGAGUAGUUCCGAGCAUGCGGACAUCGAAACAUCAUUGUAAAAUGCGAUGAAAGCUCUACAAAGUCGAAUCUUGUUCAGUAUGUCGACCCCUAAGAUGAUUUUGACAGACAAAAAGUACUUCUAUACAGCAGAGGAUUUCCAUUGGUCCAAACUGUGGUCGGGUACCGGGAAGGAGGCUUUAGAGCUGAGCAAGUUUGAUAAAGAGCUUCAGGAAUGCUGGGAUGCUGCAUUAGAGGCUGGUUCAUUUGCUUACAAACUGCAUCAUGUGGAAGGCAGAAUUGUACCUGGUAAAUAUGGAGUAUUUGUCCAGUUGAAUGAGAUGAGAUUUAACAAGAGAAGAAAACCUGAAACAAUAAACAGUAUCUCUCAACCUUUUAAUCACGACAAAUUCAACUUCACAAAAGUACACAGAAAAGAGGUAUUGUUUGCACUUUGUCCAGAGGACUUUCCAAGAGAAACUACAGCAGAAGAUGAACAACAUCUUAUGAUAAUAAAUGUGAGUCCUAUGGAGUAUGGUCAUUGUCUGUUGAUCCCAAGUGUCUGGUCGUGUCUACCACAGGUGCUCACUGAGGAUGCAUUGCUACUUGCUCUUGAGAUAUCCAUGCUUAGUAAUCACAGAGGAUUUCAUGUUGGAUUUAACAGUCUGUGUGCACAUGCAUCAGUAAAUCAUUUACAUUUCCAUACCUGGUACAGUGAACACCCAUCCUAUCUUGAAACAGCUGAUGUCAGCCUUGUUUGCGGAAACGUUUUCGAAGUCAAGGAUUAUCCAACAACGGCGUUCGUCUUUGAGCUGGCCCCAGGGACUGAUGUGGGCCUUGUUGCACGCACAAUACACAAAGUUUCGUCAUAUUUUAUUCAAGAGGAGGUUGCACAUAACCUGCACAUAAUUCGAGGCGCAAGAUGCCGUCCUAGCAAUCAAAGGAAUGGAAUUACGCAAGGCGACCGCGAUGUGUGUUCAGUUCUCAGAGUAUUCCUCUGGCCAAGGAACCCUGUCCAUGGUGCAAAGGAAUUGAGUUCUUACGAGUCUGAAAAGCGACCUAUCGCUGUCUACGAGUUUGCUGGUUCUUUGGCAAUAGAAACAAGGAAAACCUACGAAUCAUUUACCGAAGAGAAGUUUGUGGAAUACAUGGCACGAGCAACUUUACCAGAGGAAGAGUUUAUCACGCACAGAGAGGCGAUACGAGAAUUAUUGCAAACAUAGAGUGGCUUAAUCAUUGUUUGCUGAUUGUUAAAAUUAAAUCUUGGGCCUUGUAAAUUCUAUCUGUAUAAUUGUAAAUAAUAAAAUGACUUAUUUUAUU
Molecule: messenger RNA, 1462 nt
Organism: Pocillopora verrucosa
Lineage: Eukaryota; Metazoa; Cnidaria; Anthozoa; Scleractinia; Pocilloporidae
Product: GDP-D-glucose phosphorylase 1
Biological process (GO): glucose metabolic process
Cellular component (GO): cytoplasm
Molecular function (GO): GDP-D-glucose phosphorylase activity
Source: RefSeq, a predicted model, not a curated record